CGGCGGCUGCAGGCGGUCCUGGAAUGUGCGAGGGGCGUGAUGACAGCGACUGCCGCCGGCCUCUUUGCGUAACACCUUCGCUAUAUAUACCCGGCGCGCCGCUGCGCUCCACCUGGCUGCCUCCUUCUGUGCCUUACCUGCAAAGGGAGCGCUGACCAUGGCUCCUUGGCCUGAGUUGGAAAAUGCCCAGCCCAACCCCAAUAAAUACAUCGAAGGGGCCAUGAGUCAUCAGUCCACACCAGCCAAAGGCAAGGAGACUGGCAAAAAUGACAGCAGUGGUCCUGCAGCCAAAAUUGAACUUUUGCCCUCGUACUCCACUGCGACUCUGAUAGAGGAGCCCACUGAUGUGGAAGACCCCUGGGACCUGCCCGCACUCCAGGAUACUGGGAUCAAGUGGUCAGAGAGAGACACCAAAGGGAAGAUCUUAUGUGUCUUCCAAGGGAUUGGAAAAUUCAUUCUGCUCCUGGGGUUCCUCUACUUGUUCGUGUGCUCCUUGGAUGUCCUCAGCAGCGCCUUCCAGCUGGUUGGAGGAAAAAUGGCCGGGCAGUUCUUCAGCAACAACUCCAUCAUGUCCAACCCCGUGGCGGGACUGGUGAUCGGGGUGCUGGUGACCGUCAUGGUGCAGAGCUCCAGCACCUCCUCAUCCAUCAUCGUCAGCAUGGUGGCCUCCUCAUUGCUGACCGUGCGGGCAGCCAUCCCCAUCAUCAUGGGGGCCAACAUCGGGACCUCCAUCACCAACACCAUCGUGGCGCUCAUGCAGGCCGGAGACCGCAGCGAGUUCAGGAGGGCUUUUGCAGGGGCCACCGUCCAUGACUUCUUCAACUGGCUGUCUGUACUGGUGCUCUUGCCCCUGGAGGCUGCCACCCACUACCUGGAGAUUCUGACCAACCUGGUGGUGGACACCUUCCACUUCCAGAAUGGAGAAGAUGCCCCAGCACUUCUGAAAGUCAUCACAGAUCCCUUCACGAAGCUCAUCAUUCAGCUGGAUAAAAAAGUCAUCCACCAAAUUGCAAUGAAUGAUGAAUCGGCCCAAAACAAGAGUCUGAUCAAGAUUUGGUGCAAAACUUUUACAAAUACGACUCAGAUGAAUGUCACCGUCCCCUCGCCUGAGAACUGCACUUCCCCUUCCCUCUGUUGGACGGACGGCAUCUACACGUGGACCAUCAAGAACGUGACCUACAAGGAGAACAUUGCCAAGUGCCAGCACAUAUUUGUGAAUUUCAACCUCCCGGAUCUGGCUGUGGGCAUCAUCCUGCUGAUUGUCUCCCUGAUGGUCCUCUGCGGCUGCCUGAUCAUGAUUGUCAAGCUCCUGGGCUCUGUGCUCAAGGGACAGGUUGCGGUUGUCAUCAAGAAAACCAUCAACACUGAUUUCCCCUUUCCCUUUGCCUGGGUGACCGGCUACCUAGCCAUCCUCGUCGGAGCGGGCAUGACCUUCAUCGUGCAGAGCAGCUCAGUGUUCACAUCUGCCAUGACCCCUCUGAUCGGUAUCGGUGUGAUAACCAUUGAGAGGGCUUAUCCGCUCACUCUGGGCUCCAACAUCGGCACCACCACCACCGCCAUCCUGGCCGCCUUAGCCAGCCCGGGCAACACUCUCAAGAGUUCUCUCCAGAUCGCCCUGUGCCACUUUUUCUUCAACAUUUCUGGCAUUUUGCUGUGGUACCCAAUUCCGUUCACCCGCCUGCCGAUCCGCCUGGCCAAGGGGCUGGGCAACAUCUCCGCCAAGUACCGCUGGUUUGCCGUGUUCUACCUGAUCUUCUUCUUCUUCCUGACCCCGCUGACGGUGUUCGGCCUCUCGCUGGCCGGCUGGCCCGUGUUGGUGGGCGUGGGGGUGCCCAUCAUCCUCCUGCUGCUGCUGGUGGUCUGCCUCCGGCUCCUGCAGUCCCGCUGCCCACGUGUCCUGCCCAUCAAGCUCCGCAAUUGGAACUUCCUGCCCCUGUGGAUGCACUCCCUGAAGCCCUGGGACAACCUCAUCACCUUGGCCACCAGCUGCUGCCAGCAGCGCUGCUGUUGCUGCUGCCGCGUGUGCUGCCGGGUGUGCUGCCUGAUGUGCGGCUGCGGCAAGUGCUGCCGCUGCAGCAAGUGCUGUGAGGACCUGGAGGAGGUGCAGGAGGUGCAAGGUGUCCCCAUGAAGGCCCCCGAGGCCUUCGAAAAUGCUGUCAUGAACAUAGAAGCCCAGGAUGAGGUCAAGGCCCACGCUGAUGUCCUGGGCACCAAGGCCAUCUGCAAUAGCACGGCCUUCUAGGACCACCCGGAGGUUGGGGGGACCUCAGGUGCUGAGUGCCCCGCCCUCCCUGCCUUCGCAUGCUUUCCGCUGCCUCACAGGGAUUUGUCCCUUGUGGGGAGCUUGACGUCAGGCCUAGCUCUUCUUCCCUUACUCAGACUGUCAGCUUCUGUGCCCUAGGGCCCCCCUCCCAGAAGGCACAGGGCAUCACGGAGGGAGAUGAGGACAACCAAGGUGGCCAGGAGGUGGCCACAGCCACUCCUACACACAGGUGAAAUAGGAUGUUCUCAGACUGAACCUGCUUUUCAGAAAGAACCGCCCCCUCCUCCAGGAGGGAUUUAUGGAAGGUUCUGGAAGGUACCCAUGUAAGGGUGUGUAUAUAUACAUGUACAAAGCUGUUCUCCAUUGUGAUAAAGCCCAAGGGCCUCUUUCUUAGCAAAAACUGACUUCCCCCAAGAGUUCUUGCUCACAGCCCUCCUCCCUGCCCCAGAGCUGCCCUGUUGAGGGCAAAUAGCAAUUGUUUGGAGACUUGGACAAGAGCAUGGGAGGUGGGCUUCCCACUUCUCAAUGCUCUCCACUCUGUCAUGACUUCCCCUCCUGGGCAGGUGUGGGUGGCCCAAAAUUUACCUGCAGUGUCUUUGUCCUCAAAUUUUCAGGAUGGGUGCCAGGCCUGAGCUACAGAGAGGGUUAGGAUACAUUUUGGUUGAUCCUGUGCUGGGCUGAUGGCGGAUGAGAACAGGGAAUGGUUAGCAUUUGGGGAGAUGUUGAUUGGCCAGAGGACCUCAGGCUAAUUAGAAGUCAAAUUGAUUGACAACCAUUGAGGCUACAUUGAUGCCACUUCCUUGGCCAGAUAGUUCCCAUUGGAGCCCUUGAAACAGAACAGGCAAGUCUCACUCCCUCCACUGCUGUCAUCUCUAAGGCCAGGAAUCACCUGCUCCUGGGACAGGUCUGUUUGCCUCCAGUUCCUCUUUUGUGUAAGAUGACUUCUGGGCCAGUGGUCAGCUUCCAUCCAUGUUCACACCCACACAUACAUGCACUGAAGUCUCCAUUCAAACAUUUCCACCCUCUGUGCCUGUGAGUCUCCGGACUUUUCUAGGAAGAUAACCAGGUGCACCUAGAUUGCCCUGGGAACCAUGAUUACAUGUGACUGAGGUCUAAGGGGUGGCUCCAUGUCCCAGGUGGCCUCCUCUCUUCCUUCAUUUACACCAUUGCUGCUCACCUCAUCUGUUGUAAUUCUUCCUUGGAAGGUGAGCUUCAGGCUUAUCUGAGACCAAAGUAUCAGUGCAGCUCUGCCGUCCUCCCCCAUCCAGGCAUCUCCAUCUUGUCAGGUUGGGAUACCAAGCUGAGCCCUCUCUGACCUUCCCCCCUGUAGAUACUAAUUCCCCAAAAAGAGCCAUUUAUACUCUGUUAUUUAUAGUCACGCAUCUGUACAGCAUUUUUCAUAAGUUAUAUAGUAAAUAGUCUGUGAUUUGUGUUUUAUAGUGUCUCAUUUGGAAAUGAGACAGGGUUCUUGUGUUUUAUAGUGUCUCAUUUGGAAAUGAGACAGGGUUCUAAGAUGUAAAGCACAAAAGACCACCUUUGUAUAUUUUGUAAUACCGCCUUCCAACCUGCCUCUGGCCAUGCCACCCUGCACGCUGUAAAUAUGUAAGUUAACCUGGGCAGUGGCCGUGGCUACCCUUGCACUCUGAUUUUUAAAAAUGGAAUCCUUGUACCUGAGUUGAUUGUAUUUUUUUUAAACUGGUUAUGGGAAGGAAAAAAUAAAAAUGAUCACACCCAGAA
Messenger RNA from Marmota monax (woodchuck), 4000 nucleotides. RefSeq names its product solute carrier family 34 member 2 (gene Slc34a2). Bases 158 to 2242 code for a protein of 694 amino acids. Gene Ontology annotation, biological process: intracellular phosphate ion homeostasis; sodium-dependent phosphate transport. Gene Ontology annotation, cellular component: brush border; apical plasma membrane; vesicle. Lineage: Eukaryota; Metazoa; Chordata; Mammalia; Rodentia; Sciuridae. Gene Ontology annotation, molecular function: sodium:phosphate symporter activity. The record is from RefSeq and is a predicted model, not a curated record. The transcript has 13 exons.